AUGGCCAAUUUCAGAACAACCCAAAAACUGGACAACUUUGGAACGCUUAGGAUCGGAGUUCUACCCCGGGUCGUGGAACGUUACCACGAGAGUAUUUCUUGCUCUUGGACCUGUGACGUGGCGAGGCCCUUCAUCAGUAGAAUCACAACCCCUUUCACUUUCACUUUCAGGCGCUUUCACUUUCACAACCCCUUUCACUUUCACUUCCAGGCGCUUUCACUUUCAAAUCACUUUCAAUUAACUUUCAAGGCACCUUUUCCCGCCCUUUCGGGUCUUUCCCCCUUUGGACCUCUUUCAAAUUUGUUGAUCAAUAUAUUUUAUAGGGUAGCAUAG
Molecule: messenger RNA, 333 nt
Organism: Laccaria bicolor S238N-H82
Lineage: Eukaryota; Fungi; Basidiomycota; Agaricomycetes; Agaricales; Hydnangiaceae
Exons: 2
Coding region: 1-333 (110 amino acids)
Source: RefSeq, a predicted model, not a curated record